AUGGAACAUCCUACCUCGAGCUCAGACACGGCCUCUAUCCUCUCAGGAUCAACCGUCUUCUCCAAAGAAGCCCAAGUCUCCAUCUCAGACUCACCGACAAAAGCCGAAAUAGACACCUCGACGACCAAUGAUUCAAAGCAGCAGCAGCAGCAACAACAACAACAACAACAACAACAACGCAAAAGCAUGCGACAAAGAGUCCGCAACGUUGUCACUGAUCUCGGACGUCCACCGACUACAAGAGAUGAUUUGAAGAGCGGUAAUGCGACGCAGAAGCAUGUUAAUGUUGGGCCUGCUUCCGGCACGGUUCUAAUGGGUUCUACGACUGUUUAA
This is a messenger RNA of Fusarium poae, 333 nucleotides long. RefSeq lists its product as uncharacterized. The coding region runs from base 1 to 333 and encodes 110 amino acids. The record is from RefSeq and is a predicted model, not a curated record. The transcript has a single exon. NCBI's taxonomy places the organism in Eukaryota, Fungi, Ascomycota, Sordariomycetes, Hypocreales, Nectriaceae.